Molecule: messenger RNA, 608 nt
Organism: Leguminivora glycinivorella
Lineage: Eukaryota; Metazoa; Arthropoda; Insecta; Lepidoptera; Tortricidae
Exons: 2
Coding region: 1-411 (136 amino acids)
Source: RefSeq, a predicted model, not a curated record
AUGUAUUCAGAGGACAUAAAACGUGAGUGUAGUAGUGAGAUAAAAAGUAAUGAAGUGUGUGCGGUGUCUAACAAAGAAGUGUACGAAAUAAAGCGGGCAGGUGCAAAGGUCGAGGCGGGCUCGAGUUCCGGACGAGGAUGGCGCGGGCGCGGAUGGUUGCCUGGCGCGGGAGCGGGGCGCAGGGCCGUGUCCAGCGCGCCGGGGCCGGCCGCGGCCGGCGGCCAGCACCGCGCGCCGCCCGCACAGCGCGGAGGGCGGUGCGGCCAGUGCGGCGGGGUGCACAAGAAGUACGACUGUCCGGCGUAUGGCAGGACCUGCAUGAAAUGUUCCAGGCCGAACCAUUACGCCAGGAUGUGCAGGGUGUACAUGGUGGAAGAGUCUGAUGAACAGGAUAGUGAGGGCUCCAGAUAGAUUGGGAGACUGGAUAUGACAACAUACCUACUUAAAUCGGUGCUCCAUCAAGGAUGUAGAAAAUUGGAUGUAUAAUAAACACAUAAAAUUGUAAAUAAAUAAUGAUACUUGCCUACUUACUACAUGUUACUUAACAUAUAAUAAAUUGUGAAUUAUUUAUUUGUUGCAUGAGUUAUUUAGCGUCAAUUAUAUCUACA